Symsagittifera roscoffensis is the source of this 890-nucleotide messenger RNA. RefSeq names its product testis-expressed protein 264 homolog. Gene Ontology annotation, biological process: reticulophagy; protein-DNA covalent cross-linking repair. Lineage: Eukaryota; Metazoa; Xenacoelomorpha; Acoela; Convolutidae. Bases 5 to 751 code for a protein of 248 amino acids. Gene Ontology annotation, cellular component: nucleus; endoplasmic reticulum membrane; replication fork. The transcript has 3 exons. The record is from RefSeq and is a predicted model, not a curated record.
UUAAAUGGAUUCCACCGUGUUAAUUCUGAUCGGCAUUGGAGCUCUAAUCGUAGCUUUGUUUCUAACAGUAUUUUAUAUGUUGGUGCUAUCUGGACUAUUUGAGUCGGUUGACGUUAAGGCCACAAAGAAACACCUACUAAACAAGUCCAGAAUAAUUGCGUACAAAACAUACAAAGGCUCAUACGGUCAAGUUGGAGAUGCAUUUUCGUGGCUAUGCAGAACUGCGCCAUAUAAUGACACGAUAGGAAUUUAUUACGACGACCCGAAAACAGUCCCUGUUGAUGAAUGCCGCUACAUUGUCGGUGCUAUUGUAGAGACUUGCGUUGAGAACAGAAUGAGUUUAGAAGAAGUUAUACAAAGACUAGAAGAGGAAGAGUACCAGUUCUUCCAGAUGCCCGGAUCAACUGACCCAGUGGAGAAAGAAGGGGAACUGGAAAAAGAAGGGGAAUCGGGAAAGGGAGAUGCUACUAGCGACGAGGGGGUUGGAACUCCGAUGGUCCAUUGUACUUUUCCAUUCGUGAACACUCUCUCAAUUAUGAUUGCAGUCAGACGAGUUUACCCCGCUUUGCAGAAAUAUAUUUCGGACAACAAGUUGAAAACUGGUGCUUAUCCGUUCAUUGAAUACUGCCACGACAGCACUCUUCACUUCUUGGUGCCCUGUCUGGACAACCAGAGGUUCUUUGUGCCAGAGUUCUGCGAAGAAAACAAACAGUUUGCGGCAGAAAAGUACAGUGAUUUAGUCAAACAUUGAAAGAAUGUACUUGUUUUCAGUUCUUGCUACCGUUCCGACCACUCUCGAAAAAUGGGAAGGUAUUUUUUUUCACAAUGGAAAAAUGGGUAGGGGGUAAAGGUUAGGUGUUUUUUUUUUUUCACCCAUUCACAGACACCUC